AAAUGAAUAAAAAUGCGUCUUAACUUCGUUUCGUGUAAAUCACGCGGGAGUUGUUCAUACAAAAAAAAAUACCAUGCACAACAGCAGAUGAUUGUGAACGAAAAUGUAUGGCAAUGUGUGACAGCGGCUGUCACAUAUCACACACGAAUAAACACAUUUCAAUCAAAUACACGUGCAACACUCAUUUUAAAUUAAUUUCAUGGAUCGUACUGUGAAAUUGUUGAUGAAUUAAAAGAAACGAAUGUUUAAUCGAAUCCAUAUAGAAGUGAAAUUCACAUCAAAAGGAAAGAAAAAUGUCUGACAACGAAGUGGAUCAAUAUGAAAGUGAUGGUGGCGAAGAAUAUAAUCCAAAAGCGCACAAGAAAUUGUUGGCCGGUGUUACAUCGCUGCAAAAAUGUCAAUUUAUUCGAAAAACAACAAGAGAUGAACCAGCAUUGAACAGAAAUGAAUUUGGCCUAGUGAAACCGACCACAGACAGUGAUGCACCUGCCGCGAAAAAAGGCAAAGUUGAUAUAAAUGAUUUAGUAAAUAUAUUGGACAAAACCAAUAAACAUUUGCAAUUGGGAAAAGUUCUCAAGAAGACGGCUGAUAAGAAAAAAGUGCUUCCAGUUCCGUUAGAAAAGCCAGCCGCUGAAAAACUUCAACGUGCCAUCAACUAUGAAAAAGCAAGGGAAAAACUUGAGAAAUGGGAUGCGGUGGUGGCAAAACAACGAUCGGCCGAUCAUUUGUCCUUCCCAUUGCAUCAAGAAGCAUCCGAUCUUAAAUUCAAAGAUGAAGUACAAGUACCAUCGAAAUUUCGCAUUAAAUCCGAAAUGAUGUUGGAGAUGGAGAAAAAUGAACCGCAAAUUUUCCAUGUUGCCAAACCGGAAGAAGAGCAAGAGGAUGAGCCAAAAUUAUCGCGCGAAGAAUUAAUUGAACGGUCACGUGAAUUGCGUCAACUACGGAUGAAAGAAUCACAGCGGAGUAUAAAGGCCCAUCAUCAGAAUAAAAUCAAGAGUAAAAAAUAUCAUCGAAUUUUGAAAAAGGAGAAAAUGAGGCAACAAAUCAAAGAGUUUGAAUUGCUGCAAAAGACCGAUCCAGAGGCGGCACUUCGUAAAAUUGAACAGCUUGAUCGUAGUCGAAUUGAAGAGCGUGGUUUACUUCGGCACCGUAAUACAGGCAGUUGGGCGCAAAACUUGCAGGUCCGUGCAAAAUAUGAUAAAGAUGCACGAAAAGAUUUAGCCGAACAAAUUGCCAUCAGUCGUGAAUUGACGGCCAAGAAAAAUGUUGAAGAAUCAGAUGAUGAUGAUGAUAAUGAAUUGGCUAAUGAUAUUGCGGGCGAUGAUGAUCCAUUCAAUCCAUGGUUGAAAGUAGGCAAAUCAAAUGGCAAUGACAAUGGUGAAGUUGACGAAUUUGUAAGUGGCUAUCGAAAAUAUUGGCAAGAACGCAACGCAAAAGAGAAAGAAUUAGAUGAUUAUAAAGCAUUAGAACCAGUAGAACGAGAUGAAAAUGAAAAUGACAGUGCCGAUAAAUCGGAAAAUUCAGAAGAGAAUUCCGAUUGGUUAAUAAGUCCAAUUUCAACGAAAAAUUUAAAAAGUUCGAAGAUUAGAAAAACAACAACAUUAAAAGGUAAAAAAUCGAAAGUGAAUCGCGGUUGGUUUGAAGAAGAUAUUUCCAAUAUGCCAGAAACUAUAUCAAAGAAGAAGACGAAGAAACUAGGCAAAUUAAGUAAACGUGAAAAAUCUGUAAAAUGUGGAACGAAAACAGAACCAAUAGCUGAUAAUAUAGACGAUUUAUUCGAUGAUGCAGAGGAUGUGAUGAGAGAAAAGGGAAAAAAGAAAUAUGAAAAAUUAAAAUUUGAAUUAGAAUCGAAACGAAAUAAGAAGAAAUCAGCUGCAUCGAGCGAUGACGAUGAUGCAGAGAAUGAGAGUGAACGAAUCGAUUUGAGUUUUAAAAAGCAAAAUCAACGGGCAAACGAAGACGAAGAGUUGAACGGCGACGAAAACGGUGGUGGUGGCGACGAUUUAUUAUCGAAACGUAUCACGAAUGCACUCAAUUCAAUUAAGUCAAAUGCAAAUGGAAAUUAUGAAACAGAGAACAUAAAUCCAAAUGAUAUCGCCAAAGUGAAAACACAGCAUUUAUCCACCGCAUUGCCGGAUACGAUAUACACUGUCGACGAUGAUGGUUUCAAUGAAUAUGACGAUGACUAUCAUUUUGACGAAGAGAAAAAGAUGACCAUUGCCGAGGCAUUCGAGGAUGAUGACAUCGUUGCGGAAUUUAAACGCGAAAAAGAUGAAGAGGCGAAAAAGAAUGAGCCACAAGAAAUCGAUUUGUCAGUGCCCGGAUGGGGAUCAUGGGGUGGCAGUGGCAUUGACCCAUCCAAAAAGAAAACAAAGCGAAAAAUGAUUUUACGUUUUCCAGCGCCAGAAAAACGCCGUGUUGACAAUCAAGGCAAUGUAGUCAUCAUUGAAAAUCGUGAUGAAAAAUUGCAAAAGCAUUUGGUAUCCACUUUACCAUUCCCAUUCACAAGUGUCGAUGACUACGAGAAAUCGAUUCGUGUUCCAAUCGGCAAAGACUUUAUACCAGCCACCGCAAGCAAAGUGCUCACCAAACCGGCGGUCACCACAAAGGCUGGCACAAUCAUCGAACCAAUGAACGAAAAUAUGCUGGUAAACAAACAGAAAAAACGACCUACAAAAACCGAUCGACGAAUCGCUAAAAUUGUAUCCUAGUUGCAUUCGGAAUGCAUCUAAACAUGUUUUUUAAAAAUCACACAAUAAACAAAUAUAUUUUCGAAUU
Molecule: messenger RNA, 2778 nt
Organism: Contarinia nasturtii (swede midge)
Lineage: Eukaryota; Metazoa; Arthropoda; Insecta; Diptera; Cecidomyiidae
Product: U3 small nucleolar RNA-associated protein 14 homolog A
Exons: 4
Coding region: 294-2711 (805 amino acids)
Biological process (GO): rRNA processing
Cellular component (GO): small-subunit processome; nucleolus
Source: RefSeq, a predicted model, not a curated record